This is a messenger RNA of Nycticebus coucang (slow loris), 3250 nucleotides long. It is a transcript of the gene TMEM63A, whose product is annotated as transmembrane protein 63A. The coding region runs from base 89 to 2551 and encodes 820 amino acids. The record is from RefSeq and is a predicted model, not a curated record. The transcript is spliced from 23 exons. Lineage: Eukaryota; Metazoa; Chordata; Mammalia; Primates; Lorisidae. Gene Ontology annotation, cellular component: plasma membrane. Gene Ontology annotation, molecular function: nucleic acid binding; calcium-activated cation channel activity.
CACUUGGUAACUUUUCGGCGGUGGGUUCGCCGCCCCGCCGGCCAGGUCUGCCCGUCCCCUCCCCGGCCGCGCCGCAGGGAGGACAAGAAUGAUGACCAACUCCCUGUUCCUGGAGCUGUGGCAGUCCAAGGCAGUGUCCAUUCGUGAGCAGCUGGGCCUCAGGGACCAAGCCAAUGACUCUUACUGCUACAACUCGGCCAAAAACAGCACUGUGCUCCAGGGAGUCAACUUUGGUGGCAUUCCUACUGUCCUGCUGAUAGAUGUCAGCUGCUUUCUGCUUUUAAUCUUGGUGUUUUCCUUCAUAAGAAGAAGAUUCUGGGAUUAUGGCCGCAUCGCCCUGGUGUCAGAAGCAGACAGUGAAUCCAGAUUUCAGAGAUUGUCUUCGAUUUCCUCCUCAGGGCAACAAGACUUUGAAAAUGAACUGACACAGAGGUUGGACGCCCAUCUCUCUUCUCUCUGUUUCCAGGGAUGCUGCCCCUGGCUGACCGCCAUCUUCCGCCUACAUGAUGACCAGAUCCUGGAGUGGUGUGGGGAGGACGCCAUCCACUAUCUGUCCUUCCAGAGGCACAUCAUCUUCCUGCUGGUGGUGGUCAGCUUCCUGUCCCUGUGUGUCAUCCUGCCCGUCAACCUCUCAGGAAACUUGCUUGACAGGGACCCUUACAGUUUCGGCAGGACGACAAUAGCAAACCUGCAGACUGACAACGACCUCCUCUGGCUGCACACCAUCUUUGCUGUCAUUUACCUCUUCCUGACUGUGGGCUUCAUGCGGCACCACACUCAGUCCAUCAAGUACAAGGAGGAGAGCCUGGUAAGGCGGACACUAUUCAUCACAGGACUCCCCAAAGAUGCCAAGAAGGAGGCUGUGGAGAGCCACUUCCGGGAUGCAUAUCCCACGUGUGAGGUGGUGGAUGUUCAGCUGUGCUACGACGUGGCCAAGCUCAUACGCCUGUGCGUGGAGAGGAAAAAGGCUGAGAAAAGCCUGGCCUAUUACACAAACCUGCAGGUGAAGACAGGCCAGCGGACCCUCAUCAACCCCAAGCCCUGCGGCCACUUCUGCUGUUGGGAAGUGCAAGGGUGUGAGUGGGAGGACGCCACUUCUUACUACAUGCGCAGAAAGGACAGGCUGCUAGAGAGGAUCACAGAGGAGGAAAGCCAUGUCCAGGACCAGUCCCUGGGAAUGGCCUUUGUCACCUUCCAGGAGAAGUCCAUGGCAACCUACAUCCUGAAAGACUUCAAUGCCUGCAAGUGUCAAGGCCUUCGCUGCAGAGGUGAGCCCCAGCCGUCCUCCCAUAGCAGGGAGCUCUGCACCUCCAAGUGGACAGUCACCUUCGCUGCUUACCCCGAGGACAUCUGCUGGAAGAACCUGUCUAUCCAGGGCCUCCGCUGGUGGCUACAGUGGCUGGGCAUCAACUUCAUUCUCUUCCUGGGGUUGUUUUUCCUGACCACACCCUCCAUCAUCCUAUCUACCAUGGACAAAUUCAAUGUCACCAAACCCAUCCGUGCACUGAAUAACCCGAUCAUCAGCCAAUUCUUCCCGACCCUCCUGCUGUGGUCCUUCUCGGCCCUGCUGCCAACCAUCGUCUACUACUCCACCCUGCUGGAGUCUCACUGGACCAAGUCAGGGGAAAACCGGAUCAUGAUGACCAAAGUCUACAUAUUCUUGAUCUUCAUGGUGCUGAUCCUGCCCUCUCUGGGUCUCACCAGUCUGGAUUUUUUCUUCCGGUGGCUCUUUGACAAAACUUCCGUGGAUGCCUCUGUUAGGUUGGAGUGCGUCUUUCUGCCCGACCAGGGUGCCUUCUUUGUGAACUACGUCAUUGCCUCGGCCUUCAUUGGUAAUGGCAUGGAGCUACUGAGGCUGCCAGGCCUCAUCCUCUACACCUUCCGCAUGAUCAUGGCUAAGACGGCUGCUGACCGCAGGAACAUCAAGCAGAACCAGGCCUUUGAGUACGAGUUUGGAGCCAUGUACGCCUGGACACUGUGCGUCUUCACUGUCAUCAUGGCCUACAGCAUCACCUGCCCCAUCAUCGCACCAUUUGGUCUCAUCUAUAUCCUGCUCAAGCACAUGGUGGACCGGCACAACCUGUUUUUCGUCUACCUCCCUGCCAAGCUGCAGAAGAGGAUCCACUUCGCUGCCGUGAACCAGGCCCUGGCUGCUCCCAUCCUAUGCCUCUUCUGGCUCUAUUUCUUCUCCUUCCUGCGCCUGGGUAUGAAGGCCCCUUCCACCCUGUUCACCUUCCUGAUGGUGCUGCUCACCAUCCUGGUCUGCGUGGCUUACACCUGCUUUGGAUGCUUCAAGCACCUCAGCCCUCUGAACUACAAGACAGAAGAAUCAGCAGGUGACAAAGGAAGCGAGGCAGAGGCCCGUGUGCCUCCACCGUUCACACCCUAUGUGCCCCGGAUACUGAAUGGCUUGGCCUCGGAGAAGACAGCCCUGUCCCCACAGCAGCAACAGACCUAUGGUGCCAUCCACAACAUCAGUGGGACUCUCCCUGGAGACCACUUGGCCCAGAGCCCUGCGGACAGUAUGGCUGCUGCCCACCAGGAGGCCUGAGGGUGGGCCAGGCUCAAGGGAGCCCAGGAGACACAUGUGGAGAAGUGGCUGGAAUAGCCCCAACCAAGCCCAUGACUUCUUUCCAUCUGUUUUAAGCCCUGCUGCUCUGAAAAGAUGGAACCAGAAAGACCAGGGGCUUGGGCCUUUAGCUGAAGGGGAAAGGGUUGAAACUGCCAGCUCAGAGCCACUGGGUGCUGGUGAUAGCAGCUGUGAGGGGAGCACGUGUAGCUCCCUAUCCUCAUCCACCUACAGCUUUGCGUGUUUCCCAGUCCCUCCAACACACACACACAGGCUUCUGGCUGUGGAGCUGGGAUGAUGUCAAGAUCAUGUGUUGGACUUUGCCCCUCAGACUGAUCAGCCCUGAAACUGUAACAGAUAACAAGGGACAGGCCUCCACUAAGCACCAAACACUGCCCAUGCUGUGUAGCACACACACGGCUAACUGAUGACCAAAGAGCUUGCAAUGUCCCCACCCUCAUGUGGAGUCUAGGUGGGAGUCCAGCCCAGAGCCCUCCCCUCAGCUCCCAGGCCUGAUGUGUGAGGAGCAGGGCGGUGCUCCCUACAGUGGCUCCCACCAGCCACACACACCUCCACAUCCUGUGUGGGUCUGUGUUUUUGUGUCAGGGACACUCUGGCUGGGUCAGGGUCAAAGAGGACAAAGUGGACCACGAAUAAAGUGCAUACUGGACCUAACGGGUA